AUGGUCUCCAUGGUUGAUAGUGAUUUGGCCAUGGACUCAAUCGUGCCAAAACAUGAACCUGGUCCUGAUGGAUCGAUCAGCUCGACUGUGUCGACACCAGAUCCAGAAGCAGAACCUCUGACUCAGGAUGCCGCGCAAACUCAGAAGAGGAAGGGAGGCAGGAAACCUAUAUAUGCCACCUCAGAAGAGAGAAAGCAACGCAAUAGGCAGGCCCAGGCGGCCUUCCGAGAACGCAGGACGGAGUAUAUCCGCCAGCUAGAGACCACCAUCAAACGCAAUGAGGAAUCUCUACAGAGUCUGCAGCAGAGUCAUCGCAGUGCCGCCGACGAAUGUCUAAUGCUGCGCUAUAAGAACUCCCUGCUAGAGCGGAUUCUCCUUGAAAAAGGCCGAACUACGCCUGAAAACAGGGGCGCCGGGCGCUCCCCCAAGGCAAACCCAAUGCCUCCAAAGGCAGCCCCCACUGCAGGGGCCCGUCCAAACCCGCGACACCCCGCAGGCAUCGCCUCGAAGCCCGAGACGUUCGGCAUGUCGCAGCGGGAAGGCGCAUACGGGAUCCCGUCGCCGCAGUUCCAAGCAACCCCCACCUCGCACGUUUCCUCGCCCUCGCACGCCAAGUCCCCCGGCUUCGGUUUCCAGGGCGCCAUGUCACCUGUCGAGGGACGGCCUCAACUCCUCCCCCAACCUCGGACUUUCAGUCAGACUUCGCCGCCGGCAAUCAGCAUGCCACAGAGCGAACCGUCAGACUCCAAGCCCCAAUCCCGUGGAGCUAUGGGUCCUCGCGGUGCGCGGGUCGCAGCGGCUGCUUAUUAUCCUUCUCCAUUCCAGAAACACUACGAUCAACUCGAACAAGAGUACGAUGCACAGGCCGACAUGGUCGAUGAAGAUCACGACGGCUCAGCAUCCUAUGUCCCUGGAUUCACCCCGCAGUCCGUCACCUCGGGCUCCCACAAUAUGUCCGGUUUCAACCAACCACCGGGCGAAGGCACCCCCAGCGAUUUCGGUAAUCCAAAUCAGCUGCUCGGCCAGUACGAGCCGAUGCUGGACACGGAUCCGUUCGGGUUAAGCGCUAGCAUGCACUUCCCCACCCCGUUCAACUACGAGCACAACUCGAGGCAAUGA
Penicillium coprophilum is the source of this 1119-nucleotide messenger RNA. RefSeq names its product bZIP transcription factor. Gene Ontology annotation, molecular function: transcription cis-regulatory region binding; DNA-binding transcription activator activity, RNA polymerase II-specific. Lineage: Eukaryota; Fungi; Ascomycota; Eurotiomycetes; Eurotiales; Aspergillaceae. The transcript is spliced from 4 exons. The record is from RefSeq and is a predicted model, not a curated record. The coding region runs from base 1 to 1119 and encodes 372 amino acids. Gene Ontology annotation, cellular component: RNA polymerase II transcription regulator complex.